GCGCCGUGUGACAACAACAACUCGUCCGGAGCGGGCGGCAGCGGCGGCGGCACUUCCCGGCUCUUUUUCUCUCUGUCAUUCCCCUCUCAAUCUUUGAUCAAUGUACUCGCCGGAGAGAGCCCGGGUCCUCCACACCUCCUCCUUCUCCCGGUCGCCCUCGCCGCGGUGCUAGCGCGGGGCCGCAGGCAGGAGCUGCCCUCCCCCUCCCCUCGCCCCGGCCCCGCCGCCCGGAGCGGACUUCUCUCCUCCUCCUCCUCCUCCUCCUCCUCCGGCCCCGCUCGCGGGACACUUUGUGCGUUCGGCGCUCACUCCGUCCCUGCUCUGCUCUCCCGCUGCCGCAGCACCUGAGCGGGGCUGUCCCCCUUCUCUUCCCCCUCCUCCUCCCUUCUCCUCUCCUUUUUUUUUUUUUUUUUUUUUUUAAUAGAUAUAUAUUUUUUUUUAAUUUUCCCCCUUCUCCUGCGCGCGUGUGUGGGAACUUUCCCCCUCCCUGCCCCCCCCCGCCGUAUAUGUGACCAUGGCCGUUCCGGCUGCGCUGAUCCCUCCGGCCCCGCUGGUCCCCCCUCAGCCUCCGGUCUCAACUUCUGCCGCCUGCACCACCACCACCACCACCUCCUCGGCGGCCGCCACCUCCUCUCCGGCUCCGGCCAUCGCUCCCCCGCCGCCCGCCUCGGGGACAAACCUAUUCCGCCCGGAGCCCAUCGCAGCGCCGGCGGCGGCGGCGGCCACAGUCACCUCCACCGCCACCACCACCACCACCGGAGGCAGCGGCGGAGGCGGCGGCAGCGGCGGCGGCGGCGGCAGCCCCAGCCUGGGCAGCGGCACCGGCGGCGGCACCUCCGGCACCUCCACGCCCAACGCCGGCGCGGCCGGCAGCCUGCCCGGCAAGCCCGUGUACUCGACCCCGUCCCCGGUGGAGAACACCCCCCAGAAUAACGAGUGCAAGAUGGUGGAUCUGAGGGGGGCCAAAGUGGCCUCCUUCACCGUGGAGGGCUGCGAGCUCAUCUGCCUGCCCCAGGCGUUCGACCUCUUCCUGAAGCACUUGGUGGGGGGCUUGCACACGGUCUACACCAAGCUGAAGCGCCUGGAGAUCACGCCCGUGGUCUGCAACGUGGAGCAGGUCCGCAUCCUGCGGGGGCUGGGGGCCAUCCAGCCCGGCGUCAACCGCUGCAAACUCAUCUCCCGGAAGGAUUUCGAGACCCUCUACAACGACUGCACCAACGCCAGUUCUAGACCUGGAAGGCCUCCUAAGAGGACUCAAAGUGUCACCUCUCCAGAGAAUUCUCAUAUCAUGCCACAUUCUGUCCCAGGCCUAAUGUCUCCUGGAAUCAUCCCGCCAACAGGCUUGACAGCAGCAGCUGCAGCAGCAGCAGCUGCCACCAAUGCUGCCAUAGCAGAAGCAAUGAAAGUGAAAAAAAUUAAAUUGGAAGCUAUGUCCAACUACCAUGCAAAUAAUAACCAGCAUGGAGCAGACUCUGAAAAUGGAGAUCUGAAUUCAAGUGUUGGCAGCAGUGAUGGUUCUUGGGAUAAAGAAAAACUUCAGUCUCCCCCAACCCAAGGAUCACAGGCCUCUAUUAACCACCCCAACUUGCCUGGACAACAUAAUGUUCCAGUUAGCCAUCCUCUCAACCCUCUUCAACAGAACCACCUUCUGCCAAAUGGAUUGGAGCUUCCAUUUAUGAUGAUGCCCCACCCAUUAAUUCCUGUGAGCCUACCUCCAGCGUCUGUCACAAUGGCAAUGAGCCAGAUGAAUCACCUUAGUACCAUUGCCAACAUGGCAGCAGCAGCACAAGUGCAGAGUCCUCCAUCCAGAGUUGAGACAUCUGUUAUUAAGGAACGUGUUCCAGACAGCCCUUCUCCUGCUCCUUCUCUUGAAGAGGGCCGAAGACCUGGCAGCCACCCAUCCUCUCAUCGAAGCAGCAGUGUGUCCAGCUCUCCUGCACGGACUGAGAGCUCUUCAGACAGAAUCCCAGCUGUCCAUCAGAAUGGGCUAUCUAUGAACCAAAUGCUGAUGGGUUUGUCACCUAAUGUCCUUCCUGGGCCUAAAGAAGGUGAUCUGGCUGGUCAUGACAUGGGACAUGAGUCAAAAAGAAUACACAUUGAGAAAGAUGAGACCCCGCUCUCCACACCAACCGCAAGAGACAGCCUUGACAAACUUUCUCUAACUGGGCAUGGGCAACCACUACCUCCAGGUUUUCCAUCUCCUUUUCUAUUCCCUGAUGGAUUGUCCUCCAUAGAGACCCUUCUGACUAACAUCCAGGGUCUACUAAAGGUUGCUAUAGACAAUGCUAGAGCUCAAGAGAAACAAGUCCAACUGGAAAAGACAGAGCUGAAGAUGGAGCUCUUCAGGGAACGAGAACUGAGGGAAACACUUGAAAAACAGUUGGCCGUGGAGCAGAAAAAUAGAGCAAUAAUUCAGAAAAGGUUAAAGAAGGAAAAGAAGGCAAAGAGGAAAUUGCAGGAAGCACUUGAAUUCGAGACUAAACGACGGGAGCAAGCAGAACAGACACUGAAACAAGCAGCUUCAACAGAUAGUCUCAGGGUCCUAAAUGACUCUCUGACCCCAGAGAUAGAAGCUGACCGCAGUGGGGGCAGAACAGAUGCUGAAAGGACAAUACAAGGUUCACUAGAUGCCUAUGCCUAGCUCCCAAUCCGGUUUCCCAAGAUCCCCUCAUCCCACACAAAAAGGUUACUGAGAUGUGAAGCUCAGAGAGAGAGACAAUGGGAGGAAGAUCUCAGCCCUGAGCAACUAAAACAGCAAGUUAAAGUAGAAACCAAAAAGAUCAAACAGAAUGAGAUUAGUCAGGUGGAUGGAAAAUAAGAUCCUGACAAAGAGAGAAGAGUGUUUGAAUAUCAAAAACUUAUUUUGAAGGCUAGUCUAGAAGAGCCCAGGAAGUUGACUAUGGAGUUGUAAGACAUGGAUUAGUGCAAGAUUUGACUAGAAAGAAGUCAUUGAAGACAGCCACAUCUAACAAAUGUCUGCAAACAAACUGCCAACAAAGCUGAUGGUCAAGGGAGAAGGUGCUCCCCACUAUUUUGGAAGUGCUACGGUCAUUUAACCAUGUGUUUAGUGGGCACAUACAUAUCUACCGAACUGAGAACAUGGUAGUAGUUUAUCCACAGUGUUAAAGAAUGACUUCAUUCAAAUAAGACAGUUUCAAGGGUUUGAACUUCAAGUCAAAGGUCUUCAUUACAUUUCCUUGAAGACAGGAUAUUCUUAUACAGAAUUACUUACUAAACCGUGACUUCUAGAAAUUUUCUUGAACAUUUUUGCUUAAUUUCUGUGAUAGUUGUGCUUUAGAAUUUUCUUACUGACAAUAAUCCUGUAUAAAAAAAUGUGGAGGUAGGCAUGGCCACAAACAUAUUCUCACAAACAUAUUCUCUGCCACAAUGUUACUUUUAAUUGUGCAACAAGCUACAGAAUAUAGAGUAAAGAUGUUCUUGGCCUUCUAAAGGUCUCUUUCCUGUGAGAAGUACCAGGUGAUUUGUUCUGCUCUCAGUGUUAAGAAUGAGAACAACAGAAAAUUUACCUCUAUAUACUUUGUCCAACGCAUGCAUGUAUAUUCACUUCACGUAAAAAGAAAAUUUAUGCUAUUGUAUUUGGAGAGUAUGUCAUAAACUCUUUUGAUAGAGCAAUCUUUUGCUGUAGAAGCUUAAGGUACAGUAUAUAUAUAAUACACAUUGGAUAUUGCAUAUCAUAUAAUAUUAUUUAAAUGAAUAAAUAUAUUGAAAUCAAAAUAGCUUGGUUGUAUUUAUAAUUUCAUAUUUUGCAAGGAAGAAAGCAGUUAAAAAGGCUAGGGAUCUUCACUGCUCUGUAAAAGCUCAGUAGGUUUUAGAUAAAAGAAUCAGGUUCACAAUUUGCUUUUCUUUAAACCAACAAUAAAAAAAUAAAAAUAAAUGCUGCUUAUCAUACAAACUACAAAGGUGAAAAAAUGCUGUAUCUAGCAUUGUUCUACCUCCUGUGGCUAGGGACAGAAUGCAGACAUGCCACAAUAAUGUUUUUUAUUUCUACUGUUCAAACCAUAUUAAUGAGAACAUCAUUUUGGAGAACUAAUUAUUUCUAUUUGUCUUGUGUCACACUUUCUAAUUCCCCUAUAUUAGCACAGCCAAAGCAAAUUAAUUGCUUUUCCAGCAGUUGAACCUUGUCCAAGUAUGAGCUCACAUUCCCUUCCAGUUUUGCAGUUUCUAGGAGUGCAUUGUGUCAAAAAUUUCUCUUGAUACUAAACACAGCCCAGAGAAUAUCUUUACAGAUUUCUGUUGCUGCUCACUUGAUGAAAUUUAUAAGUUUAAGUGACCCACUAGGAAAGAUAAAGUUCUUAGCUGCAAGAUUAUACAUCAAAACAGUUAAAGUGAAAUUAAAAUUAAAUGAAUGAAUCUCACUGAAGCAAAAAAAGCAGUAAUUAAUGGUUCCCUUAAUUGUCUUCAUAAAAUAUUUGCAUGGGUCUAAUUUGCAUAAUUUGCAUGUAUUAAUUAAUCUUUCAAAGGAAUUUUGUGCUGAGUGAAGCCAAAAAAUCUCUUUGUUUUAUUUAACAUCUAAUGAAAUAUUUAUCUUCGUUAAUGAACUUCUCAUCUUCAUUAAAAUAAAAAUUGCACAAGUUUGUAUGUUUUAAAUGUUUUUGUAAUUGAAGUAUACAAAAAAUCUCUUCAGACCUACAGUAUCUGAAAAAUAAAUACAGUAUUACACAUUCCAUAUCAUUUUAACAACAGGAACAUUUAAAAUUUCAGAAAUCCUGAUCAAUUUACAAAAAGUUCUCAAAGAGUUUUAAAUUACUUCAAUUACAUGUUAUUAUCUGUAAGGUUUUUUUAUUUACCAGUAGAGACAAGAAGGUAAGCCUUUUGGCACUGCUAUCAUUGUCACCCUGUGAUAGAUAACAGCUCUUAUUGAACCAGGUUUAGGCAUAAAAAAAAAAAGACAAAUACUGCAGGAGUUUAUACAUGAUAUGUGACCAGUUUAUGCUAUACUAGACUAACAGUUGAGGAAAAGCAGUUUAUGAGUUACUGUCUGACACUUAAUGACUGAGGACGGAAUAAGACUGAUGACAGUAACAGUUACAAAGGACAGUAGUUGCAGAGGACAUAGUUAGAUGACAGUUUGUAGAUAUCAGCAAUUCUGAGAGUGUCCAAAAUAGCUAGCUACUCAGAAAGAAAGUAUGCAGUGAAAAAAAAAAAAGAAAAAGAAAAAAAAAAUGUUUUAUGCAAAGUUUGAAUAUAGAAGUGUAAGGAAAUGUAAAUAAAUAAAGUACAUUGCAGAAACCUGUUUCUGUUAAAAAAAAAAACGUCUAAGGUGAUGAUGAUUAGUAUUUAGGAACAAAGUUGAAAGCUGCUAUGAAAAGAGGGAGCCAUCUAGAAUGUCAAGGUAAUGUAUCAGCUACUCAAUACUGUUGGGAAUUAUAUCUGUGGAGAAAGAAUAUUAAAGUAGGGUUAAAAUAAAAUACAAAAUUUUAACACUGUACAGAAUAGGAUUUGUGAAAUUGAAUUUUUUUUUUCAAGGAUAAGUACAAUAUUAUUGGAGUAAUAAAAGUAUACUUGAAGUAGGGAAAUGUUUGGGGAUUUAGAAUACAUAGAAAUUAUAUUUACACAAUAAAAUAGCGCAGUGGGAUUUGUAUUCAUUUUCAGUAUGCCUGCAUAUGUUUAAAUACUUGCACGGAGAGUUUAUAAACACACUAAUGUUUUUGAAUUAAUUUUAGAUGUGCAAUACCUUUGAAAGCCAACCCAGCAGAGAAGGAAAAGUAGGAGCUGUUUAAGCUUACUUUACACAACAGCACUAAUUGUACAAAAGAAGUAAAGAGAAAGGAGGUUUAAGUUACCGAAACUGUAUAAAACUCAUGUUUUACUGCAUUAUGCUAGCUUUUUUCAACUGAUAAGAUACAUGGAAUUUUGCAGAUGCCAUAAAGGCACUAUAGAUACUGCUGUCUAUUAUGAAGGUGUAAAACUUGUGGAAUAGCUCCUGAGGCAAUGCAACUAUCUAUAAAAUAUGCAAGCAAUAUCAGUGGGAGAAAUAUGUUUCACAUUUGUGGGGUAGGUGACUUUAUCUGAGCUUGUUGGCUGGACUCCUGUUAGAGUCAGCGAAGAGUAAUAGACAUACUUCUGCCUUUGAAUUAAAUGAAUCAUGCCUUACAAGUCACUUCCUUGCAUAUAAUGGGAAUCUAAAAAAAAAUCUCAAAUGUAGCUGUCUGUAUUGCAGGAGCUGGAAGUUACUGUGAUGAACCACCUUGGUUGUUUAUUUUCCUUUUUGUUUGCCACAGAAUGUCAGCAUUGCUUGUGACAGUAAACAGACCAUAAGCAGAUGAAUUUCAGUCAGUUUUUGUAACUGCCAGUGUUGAAAGUGAGUAAUUGUGCAUCACUUAUGGAACAAUACCAGUGCCUGACAAUUGCUCAUCUGCUUGAUGUAGUUCUGUAAUGUUGCAAUAUUCCUGACUACAGUUCUGAAAGUUGUAUAAAGCAAGAUCUUCAAAUGAAGAGAGGAUAAAUCCAAUUCUACAUUAACUCCGAAGCUUUUCAGCAUUUAUUUCAAUUUGAUGCUACCAGUGCAUGAAGCAAAAGUUAAAAGAAGCAUUCCAAACCUUCAGAAAUAAGAAGAGAAGUAGAUCACAGAAUCACAGAAUCACAGAAUGGCCUGGGUUGGAAGGGACCUCAAGGAUCAUGAAUCUCCAACCCUCCUGCCGGGCAGGGCCACCAAACUCCCCAUUUACUAGACCAGGUUGCCCAGGGCCCUGUCCAAACUGAACUUGAACACCUCCAGGGACGGGGCAUCCACAACCUCUCUGGGCAGCCCGUUCCAGCACCUCACUACUCUUCUGGUAAAGAACUUCCCCCUAACAUCCAACCUAAAUCUUCUCUCUUUCAACUUAAAACCAUUCCCCCUUGUCCUGCUGUUAUCUACCCUUUCAGAGUUUACUCCCUUCUUGUUUAUAGGCUCCCUUCAGGUACUGAAAGGCUGCGAUGAGGUCACCCCACAGCCUUCUCUUCUCCAGGCUGAAUAAGCCCAGCUCCCUCAGCCUGUCCUUGUAGGGGAGGUGCUCCAGCCCCCUGAUAGAUGUAAUUUUAGAAGUAGAAAAAGAAGGUAGAAGAUAUCUCAGAAUUCUAGAUAAGAGUGUGGUAUCAUAUAACUAAUAUAGUUGCAUGAUAUCACUGUGACAGUAUUACUAUAUCCUUACUAAUUUGUAAUGGAAAACUAGUUAAUGUGUCUCUGUUUAAAUAUAAUUAUGCUUGCAAACAAGGCAUGGGUUGGAUGAAGUUGGAUGACUUGAUGAAACAUAGAAGUCUACAGUGUAGACAUGUACACUUGUGCUUGUCACCCUCAAUCCUCUGUGGAGGGAGUGGAAAGAAAUGUCUGCAAUAGAAUUUACUGCUUCAUAAAGCAGUUAUCUAUAAAUCACCUCCGUCUAUGGGAGGAGCAUAAGUAAGAGUACCCUGCUGUAGACAUCUACAUACAACUUUUUUAAGCCCAGUCACAUUCUAGCAAUGCUGAAUUCAGUUUCUGGAGGCGAGAAAAUAACUUUUUUUUAGUUGUUGUUGUUUGUUCUUGUUUUUUUUUAUUUUCCUGCUUUUGGAUUUUAUACUUUUUUUCUGUAUCACAAAUUUGUUCUACAGUUGGGACUGUAAUUUUAGCUCAAAAUAAUAUAAUUGGAAAGAAUAAAGGUAGCAUUGGCACACUUAUGAGAAGUAUAUGCUGAGAAAUCACUGUCUUCUCAUGUCACAUUUUGCAGCAAGAAAGAAUUAGGUGGAUGUUUUCAGAAUAAAAAUGACAGCAUUUGUUUGGGUUGCUUAUUUGGUUUAAGAGCAGUGUUUUGCUGUUUAAUUAUUUGGUAAAGGAACAGCUCAGUUUUUUGUGUUUCAGUGCAGUUUCAACCAAUGCCUUAAGCCCAAAUCAAAUCUGUAUGCAGUCUUCAUGCACUGAUUUCUUACCGGCAACACAAAUGCUUUGGUAACUCAUAAGAGUGUUGUGAAACUUAAUUGAUGUUGGUGAAGUGUUCUGGAUCUUGAAUGGAAGGCACAGUUGAAAUUCGCUUAUAUUGUUAACUUUGUCUUUUAUGUUUUCAUUGGUGACUACUCAGAGUCUAAAGAAUUAAAAAGUGGCAAAAAAAAAGUGAUACAAGACAGAGUAAUUUACAACUAAUAUAAACUAAUCAGUUUCAAAUCUAACACAUGAAGAUAAAGAGACAAAUAUUUUAUCAGAUCUUGUAAAGAAAUAAUUGAUUGCCAUAAAUGUAAGUAAAGGCAACCUCAUUGUCAUUGAAGAUAUGUUAAUUUGAACUAACUGAGGGGCUGAGAAUUUAAUUUUAGAGUGGCCAAUAUUUUAGUUUUCAUAAUUUCUCUUUGCCAGUAUGAUGAAAACAACAGCAUCAAGAGUAAAGCACAAAAUACUGAUUUUUAUGUCCUUCAUCAAUAGGAAAUAUUAAAAUAAAAAGUCUUAAUAUAUCUGUUAUGUUGCCUCAUUGCAAACAAACAUAACAACUAUUAUGCCAAAUCUAUUUUAAUUCCAAAAACGUUUUUAUCUGUGGUUAUUUUUGUUUUAACAAAAUUAAAUAUGAUAGAAUAAAACAAUUUGGUUUUGUAGAAUUCAAGCAUUCAGCUUUCCAGUGGAUUUGAUUUGGAACAUGACCCAUCUCUUUUAGUGUCUCAAGUUCCUAUAAAAGAAGAAUAGAAUAGAAUAGAAUAGAAUAGAAUAGAAUAGAAUAGAAUAGAAUAGAAUAGAAUAGAAUAGAAUAGAAUAGAAUAGAAUAGAAUAGAAAUAAAUCAACUAAGAAAAGUAAGUAAAAAGGCAGUAGAACUAAAAUUAAUACAUUUGGAAGGAAUACGUAGCCAGCAUCAUGUCCAUCAAUAGCUAAAAUCUGCUGUCAGCACAUAUCUAUAAUAAGUAUUCUUCCAGUGAACAGCCAGCAGACUUCUAAGGAGGAAAAUCUUUCCUAUAGGGUAGACUGCCAGCUUUAAAAAGAAAUCUCUAACAUUUCAACCCUUCACAAGAAGUAUUUUGGUCAUUGUAAGGUUCCAGAAGAACAUAAUGAGAGACAGCAGCAUAUAUAAUGUCAGUGUGAUGUCAUUUUGUUGAGAAAUGCAAAAUGUAUAUCGGUAACAGUAAAAGGAAAUUUUUUCCUAUUAUAUUCUUGUCAGUCUUUUUUUUUUUUUUUUUUUUUUUUAAAGUUAUGCAACCUCUAAUUAGGAAAAACAGCAGUAGCAUAAUAGUGUAUUUAUCACAGAUGUUGGAAAAGAUGGAUCACAAAGUGCUAUAGCUGGCAUUGGAAACAAAGUGUUACAAAGUUAGGACCAAGAAAUUUGAUGUGCUAGUUUAUGUGCAUGAAAUUAUAAUAGAGAUUGUUAAAAAUAUACAAUGCUAUAUUAGAUAAUUCGAGUUUUGACUUGUUUAUUUAGUCUCUGUUGAUUCUGCAAGUUUUGCUUAUGGUAAACUGUUGGUGCAACCCUUGCAUUAAAAGACAUGUAUUUUUCAUGACAUUGUUUUGCACUGCAAUAUGCUGGCUACAAGUCCUUUCAAGUAAUCAAAUUAUAUUGAAUACAAACAUAAAAUAAAAAACAGCAAUAAUUUACACUCACUUUUAGCUUUACAGUGUGACUCAAAGUUAUAUACUCAGUCAUUGAAGAGAGUACCGUAUGUUUACACAUUGAUGAAUUGAAAAUAAAAAUAUUGCGGUUGGAUCACACUCCUUGGCUUCAUGGGCAGUAUUGGAAGCAUCAUAAAAGUAGUAUAAUUGACUAGAGAACCAGUUCCAUUUUCAACCUUAUCAUCAUAUUUGUUAUGACUAUCACAGUUACUAUCGCAGCAGUAACUAUGCCAUCGUAAGCAAUCUAGUUCCCAGUGCUAAAAUGAUAAAACACUAAUAAAACCUGCAAAAAUCAGCUCUAUUUCAGUUCCAAAUGGGCAGUAGUUCCAGAGUUUGAUCUUAAACAUUCAGUACAUGGAAGUGUCCUAAUUUUAGGAAUCAAAAGCUAAGUUUUCCCUUUAGAGUUUUCCAUAUUCUCACAAAGCCUGUGACUCUCUUGGAUUUUCCCGCUAAAAUUAACUGGACCAGAUUUUCAGUAAGUACAUUCAGUUUAUUCUCAGUUCUUGUCUCACGUCUUUCUAAAAUGGUAUAGCAUUACAGAUAGAACUGGGUGGGAUUUGAAGCCUGCAAUUUAUAGCAAUUGUAUCACAACUAUACUCUUAAAGACCAUUUUAAUACUUUUCUCAUCUUACAAGAUUACAACAGAACCCAAUUCCUACAGUAGAAAACAGAGAUGUUUUGUGUCUACCUAGUACUUAAUGUAUUUACAAAGAAUGUUCAGAGUUUUUUUUCCUAUGAUAAGCCUAUAAAUGGAAUUUUGUUUCCAUGCUGUGGACUCAUUUUGUUGCAUCAUACUGAUCUGAAAUUAUUCCUUUUUCAAUUCACCUUGAGCAUGUGCGCCCAGCUUCCUAAACACUGUUCCAGGAGAGCUACUGUAAAGUGCUAUGUAUGACCCUAUUAAUAUAUUGCUAUUGAAAAUUGGCAGUAGAAGUGCAAAAGUAAGAAGAAAAAGAAAAAGCAACUAUGAAUCAAGAUUUCCAUUUCCUCUGUUUUGACAAAAUCCAAUUUUCUUGCUUCCAAGUAAGAAAAUUUUACACUUCAGAUGUUCUGCAGUUCUUCUAACUCCAAGGUAGUCUCCUGAUUCCAGAGUCACUGGUUAAGAUGGCUCUGGGAUUUAAUUUAGCCAGUUUCUUUUCUCUUGCUUAGUUUUUGAUGAUGGACUGUGGUGCUAAGUUCUCUUUGAGAGCGCAUGCUGCUUCCAUAUGGUCUGGGAUUUCUAUAAAGGGGUGCAUCCAGGACACUGUCUGUCAUGACAUGUUGCUUUUUCUAAGGAAUCUCUAUUGGCAAAGACACAGAAUGGUGCCAGAUUCAAACCACCUGGCCCUAAGGCUAAUUGAGUUUUUCCUGGGGGGAAGAGUAAUAAUUUUGAAGUACCUAUGUGAAAUUAUGUUACUACUGAGAGAGAAUGGGAAAGGUUGCCUUGUCACCACAGUGCUUAAAUGCGUCUAUGAAGAUAAGCCCAAGACAGAAGUUGACAGUCAGGGGAAUUAGUGUGAAUUAUGAAUUGAAAGUCAAUUUACCUGAUCCAGCAUUAAUAUUUGUCAGAGAAACAGAGUUCUCUGGUUCAAAUAGCUAGUACUUUUCAUUUUUUUACAAGAGUAGAAGAAUUUUCCUUAAGCAUUGUUUGGUGGCUUGCUACUAGGUUAAAUUCCAUAUACAUCUUUCAGCUUGAUGCUUUUAUCAUACUUCAUGUUUGUAGCUGUGUUACUCAUGCUAAGACACAGGAAAUUCAUUAAGAUCUACUCAUAUUUCUAUUUAGCAGUAAAGAUUAUAUAUGAGUUUAGUUGAUUGCUCAUUAAUUAGGUCAUGACUUCUGGUUUGUUUUCUAUCACUUUUGACUCUUGUUCUCAGCUGGCUUGCUUGAUGCCAUUGACUACCAUCAGCUUUCUUUCAUACAAAAUACCUAAAAGUGGCAAGCCUUUGUUACAUAUGUUUUGACAUCCCACACAUCCUUAAUAGAUUUUCCAUGAGCUUGCCACUGUGAUCUUCAUAUUUUACAACCCCAUUCCUUCUUAUUCUACAUUUGACCAUUUCUUCAUGGUUUGCAUUGGACUGUAAUUCUGUUUUAGGACACAGAUGAGGAUAUGAGUUGUUGAAUAUCAAAUUAAAAUGGGGUGUUAAUGUGAUACUGAUAUUGGAAUGGAAUUCCACACAUAACAUAAUUGAUGUAUGCACGGUAAUGUAAGCAGUAAAGCUAAAUGAUUUCUUUAAAUAGCUUCUACUUUCCAUUGAAAUGGGGAAUAACCUUUGCAGCAUUUGAAAUGACAUCUCAGUAACUGGAAUUAAGGACAAGCUGGAUCAUACUUUUUUAUUAAUUGUGUUUUAAGUCUAACCUGAAAAUGACAGAACACUAUUCUACCUUUUAGUUAUUGGGGUAUUAUAUCCAAUUAAUGUUACUUGUUCAGAGAAGAAGUAGUUUGUAGGGAACAGAUAAGAUAAGCUUGUGAAUCUGUGAAUGAGAUGUACUGCAUAGGAGUAUUAGGCAAUAUAUGCAGUAGGUAAGGUAUAAGAUAAGCCCUUUAUUGUGUUUUAUAAAGAAGUCUGGGGAAAAGCUCAAGAAAAGGUCGUGCUAUAAAAGAACUCGUCUUCAUAAAUCAUUUGUAGAUGUUGAAGUACAUAAACAUCACACAGUCUGGUGAUGGAAACAAUAUUGACCACAACAAAGUCAUAGCUUCAACUAUCUCUGGCAGUGAAAAUAUAUGAAAAUAGUACCUUUCCAGAGGUUCAUAAAGCCAAGAACUUUAUUAAUCUGCACUUCAUUGUGUGUUCUCUAAAUGUAAACACUUGUGUCAAGCUAAUACUUAGCUUCUAGUUAAGUGACAGAAAAGGUCUCUGUGUGUUUCUGUAUGUCCUUUAUGAAGGAAGGGAUAAUUUUAACAACUAAUUUGUACAUGCUCUUACACAAAUAUUUUCUGUCAUUUGAUUUCAACUUAGAGGCAGAAAAUUUCUUGAAAACAACAGCAAAUGUUAUAUAAUCACAGAAUCAUAGAAUUGCCUGGGUUGAAAAGGACCACAGCGAUCGAGUUUCAACCCCCCUGCUACAUGCAGGGUUGCCAACCACUAGACAAGGCUGCAUAGAGCCACAUCUAGCCUGGUCUUGAAUGCCUCCAGGGAUGGGGCAUCCACAACAUCCUUGGGCAACCUGUUCUAGUGUGUCACCACCCUCUGAGCGAAAAACUUCCUCCUAAGAUCUAACCUAAACCUCCCCUGUCUCCGUCUAAAAUGAUACCCCCUUGUCCUAUCACUAUCCACCCUCAUAAACAGCCAUUCCCCUUCCUGCUUAUAUGCUCCCUUCAAGUACUGGAAGGCCACAGUGAGGUCUCUCCGAAGCCUUCUCUUCUCCAAGUUAAACAAGCCCUGUUCCCUCAACCUCUCCUUAUAGGAGAGGUGCUCCAGCCCUCUGAUCAUCUUAGUGGCCCUCCUCUGGACCCGCUCCAAGCGCUCCACAUCUUUCCUGUACUGAGGGCCCCAGGCCCGGAUGCAGUACUCCAGAUGGGGCCUCACAAGAGCCAAGUAGAGGGGGACAAUCACCUCCCUCUCCCUGCUGGCCACCCCUUUUUUCAUGCAGCCCAGAACACAGUUGGCCUUCCGGGCUGCAAGCACACACUGCUGGCUCAUGUCCAGCUUCUUGUCUACCAGGCCCCCCAAGUGCUUCUCUGCAGGGCUGCUCUCAAGGAGAUCUUCCCCCAGUUUGUAUGAAUACCUGGGAUUGCCCCGACCCAAGUGCAGCACCCUGCACUUGGCCUUACUGAACCUCAUCAGGUUUUCAUGGGCCCACUUCUCCAGCCUGUCCAGCUCCCUCUGAGUGGCUUCCCUUUCUUCUAACAUAUCGACUGCACCGCUCAGCUUGGUGUCAUCCGCAAACUUGCCGAGGGUGCACUCAAUGCUAUCGUCUUUGUCUCUGAUGUAUUGUUCAAUUGUAUUUUAUUCAAAUUUAAUGUCACAAUCAUAUUUUCCUCUACAUGGAGGAAAUUGUUUAUUUUUUUAAGCUUAUUUCAGUAUUAACAUUACGACUGGCCUUAACUGUUUAAUAUUAUUUUGGUAAUUAUGCCUAUGAUCCUAUAAAAGUGAUCACUGCAGCAAAACACUAAAAAGUCACACCUUAGCAGAAAAUUGGGAAGUAGACCAAUCAGACUAAAAGAUAAAUCAAAACUAAAGAUAGAAGAUAAAAUGCUGUUUCCAUCAACGUUUUAUGAGAAGGCAAAAAAAAAAAAAAAGUAUAAAUCAGAAAAUACAUCAGAAACUACAUUCCAAUGCUUAGAACUCAACUCUUUCCCAAUUUUAUGCUAUCAAAUCCAAAGUUUCUUUUGAAUUGGCUUGCUGAAAUAUAUAUACGAGAAAAGCUCUUUAAGUUUUUGAAUAUUUUGUAGCAAUAAAGCAUACCUUUAUGCAGCAUUUAAACUUUUUAAUGUAAUGCAGAUUGAUCUUUAUAAGCAUUAUCCACACCAUGAUACAAACAGAACUGAACACAGUGAGCUGUGAAAAUUCCCAAGCUGGUCAUAUUUAGCUGUGACUUCAUCCUUCAAUAACUCUUCCACACGGUUCAUCAGUUGAAGAUGUUCCAUUUUGAUUUUUUUUUCCUUUUUUAAAAAUUAUUAUUUUAACCAAUAGGUGUGACUGCAAUGCAAUUCCUAAAAGACAUAGGUUCAGUGAUACUAAGUAAUUGGUUGUGUUGUCUUUUUUUUCUGGAUGUACUUUUACUCUGUUUAUACAAAUAGAAAAAAGGUGACUAAGUUCACAAGGCAACAAUAAGAGACAUGUGAUUUUUCAAAACGCAUUCCUUCUAGAGAAUUUCUCACCUUGCCAGUUCAAUUUUUUCAGUGCUCAAAAUGGCAAGCUCUCUCUGUUCUACAUGGUCUCUAAAUUAUAGAGGAUGACAUAUUCAGGCAGUCCAUCGCUUUGUCAGUUUGCUAAAGACCAGAUUGCUGACCUUUAGCUUGCAUCCACAGUAUUCAGGGAUGCAAUGAAAGCAUAUAGUCAUGAUUAAAAAACAUGAUAAAAUUACUGAAAGAAAAUCCCCAUAGUUAAUAGCUAAAAUAGAUGCAAAAAGGAAAAAGAAAAAAAGGAAAAAAAAAAAAAAGAUGGUUAGACAUCUUUCUUUGAACAUCCAUUGUUUGAUUUUACACCUGGAACUUCAGAUAUAGAAUUAAAAUCUUCAAAGUAUAAAUUAUUAUUUUGAAAGGAAAGGCACAACCAUCUCCAUUUCCUGAAUAUUUGCACUGAGUAUUAAGACACAUAUAUUUGUACAUGAAUGUUAAGUAGAGAAAUGAAAGGUGUAUGAUUAAUAACAGUAUGCAAAUUUGAAACUAAUUUAUUGGUGUUAUACAAAGGGCAAAUUAGGAUAGUGUUUGGCCAAAUAUGUUUACAUACUUCCUAUUUGCAUGAGUUUAUUGAUCAUGUAUGGUGAAAACAUCCAUCUUUGCAUAAAAUGUAGAUAUGCACUAUUUUUUUUUUAAGAAAAAAGAAAGAGCUACUCAGUUGCUCUAAUUUCAAAGUCUCAACAAUUUGUCCAGCAUUUCUCAUAGCUCGUUUACUCCAAUACAGUUCUAAGGAAGCAGACAGGGAAUUCAUCCAUGUUCCUCAAUAUGUGAUUGACCAGUAACAAAAUCAGGAUAGUAUAAAUCCUUCUGUGAAUCUUUUAUGUGUUGAGUCACAAAGCUUCAGUGUUCUGAUUAACCUUGUACUCUGGGAGGAGUCUUUUCCCCUUACAAUAUAUUGUUUUGCAUUUUAUAGGGGAAAUUACAGUAAGUUCUACUCAGUUGAUUUUGUGACUGCAUUUUACAAAAGUGAGGGUUUAUAUUCUCUGUUGCACUCUGCGAACUCUGAAGAAGAAUCAACUGCAUCAAAAAUGAUUUUCCUAUGACUGAAAAUGUAGACUCCCAUUUUUAACUUCCUGCUUUGGUGGAAAAUAAAUCCUCUUUUGUCUCUAUUUUUUAAUAAAAUAAAUUAAGAGUAUACAAAAAUAGAUUUCUUCCUUAAUUAGCUGCUUCCUUUAACUUUGCGAAGAAGGGUUACAAUUUAACUAAGAUCCCUUCCAUCUGUUGCAAUAUGCUUGCUUUUAUUUUGACUUCCCGUUGCUGUCUUAGCAAACAUCACAUGAAUCAUUGCCAUUUGUUUGCCAUCCCUUCCUUUUGUUUUGUUUCUGUUCCUCCAAGUGAUUAAAACAUCAGGCUGAAUGAAAGGUUAGAAGUACACUGUAAUUCACAUUUGCCCCAUCUUAUUAAAACAAAUAAACCAACCAGUUAUAUAAUUUAAAUGUGCUUGAGCUAUGGCUUGCAGAUGCUUUUAUCAGCUCUGGGCUGAAGAGGUUGUGUGCAUUCGGGCAUGCACGCACAAGUUUUCUUUGAAAUGGACAAACCUCAUUAGCUCACAGGUGCCUGGAAAUAACUUCUGAGAAAAUAGCUGCCAUUUUCAAUAACGCUACUUCCUAACAGGAAACACAAUUUAUUAUGUUCUUCAGCACAAAUGAGAAGCUUUUCUUUUAUUUAGAUGAAGUUAGCCUCAUUUUAUGUCUCAAAUAUUUUAUUUAUUUUAAUCUGUUGGAUUUAAAGACGAGAGUGGAUCAUAGUAUUUUUCACUCUAGUAUUACAGAUUAUAAAAUGUUUAGGAAACAACUGUAAUAAUGCCUAAGUUAUUAAAUAUGUGUUUCACUAAUUUACCAUAAGUUACUAAAUUUUCUUGCAAUAACAUGUCUUGUUGUACGGAAAGUCAAAAAUGCUUCAUCAUUCCAUCAACUUGCUAGAGCAAGAGUUAACAAUUUUUGAAUGUCUGUAGGCUGUAUAUACAUUUAAAUUGCCUGUAGGCAAUGGUAUAUAUAUGUUGAGGUUCAGUACAAAGUUUCUUCAGUCUCUAGUGAGCACAUUGGCUAGUCCUGAAGAUUUUGUGUUGCAACAUUAAGUUUUAAAAGAAGUUUAUGACCUAAAUGUAGGUCAGCUCAGUCACCAACAGUAGAAAUUACUUCAAAUGGACUUUUUAAGCCAAGGAUCUACAAUUUCAAUUUGUACGUGUUUGUGUGUGUUUUAUGCCAAUAGGGUAAAUAACACUGCUAAGGACAAAAAACUCAGUGAGAAAUCAUCACCACAGUGAUUCUUGGUUAACUAAGAAGAGAGAGGGAAAUGUUAGAGGAUGACACAGAAGAACAGGGAAGUCACAGAUCACUUUGGAGUCUGAACUGGGAAUACAGUUCCUAUCCUCUCUCCUUCAGUUGUAUUCUUAUUAAAGAAAGAGAAAUAAAUUUGAAGUGUGUGUUCUUCACUUUGAAAACAAAAAAGGAUGAGUAGGUUCACCAUUCAGAUAUCCUUAAGACUCCUUUUGAUUGAAGAUCAGCUCAAUCAAUGGCCUGUACAUAUUUGACAAAAUCAUGUUAACAGUAUUUAGAAACUAUAGGGACAAUAAAUUGGGGUUACUUUAAUAUAAGAGUUACUGGAUUUUGACUGAUAUUUAUUGUUCUGUGGCUCACAAGUUAUGAUCAUACAUAAAAAAUAAAAAUAGUGCAAUUAAUUAACUAGUCAACCAAGAAAUCAAAACCAUAACAUUCUACCUUUACAAAGCUCCAACAGAGUUUCCUGAUUUUGUCCAUUUUUUCUCCUUCUCAUACAUCAUUUUUUCAUUUAAAACAAAAAAAAUAAAUAAAAACCUCUAAACUCUGGUUUUCUUUCUCAUUAGUAAUCUGCAAUAUGCCACCAUAUCUUCUAUGAUUUUUUUCUUUUUCCUUUUGUUUUCCAAACAUCUUCACUGCUGAGGAGGGUUUUCCUCAGUAGGCAUUUUUAUGAUAGCAGUUGACUAAACUCAGGUCUGAUGCCACACCUUUGACACAGAUUUGCAGAUUUUUAUAAACUAAAGGCUGUAGUAUGCUCUUAUGAGAGUCAUGAUUGUCAUUAUGUUCAUUUUUAAAGCAGCUCUCAGGAUACAAACUAAAAUACUAUGUAUCUGAAUGAUAAACCAAUGUGACUUGCAGUGAAUGACAGAAAUACGUGUAAUCAUCUAAUGUAUGAUUUAUUUAGUUUGCAACUAUAAUCACACAACAUUUCAUUGUAGAUUUUUAUCACUUUACAAGAAUUCAUAUUAACAGGAAUAAUAUUUGAGUGAGUUUAUGUUUUUAACAUAAGAAACUGCUAGGCCCAUAGAUAUACUACAGGCUACCCAUACAACGUUAGUGUAAAUCAGUCUCCAGCUGACUUCUCUGUGGGAAUGCAUUUUAAGGCAUGUGAUCUGUUUCAGCAUUGCUAACUUUUAUGGCAUAUCAGUUUGUUUGUUUUCUGUAACACUUACGACCUUAUAACUAUUUGAGCAUGUUCAUUCAUAAACCUCAAAGUGAGUUUUAAUUAAAAAGAGUUGAUCUAAAAAAAUAUUCACUCACCCUGGCUAGAAUUUCUGUCACAUCAGUCCACAGAGAGAAAGAAAUCAGAUUUAGGAGUAGUGGCAUUUUCAGUUUUAGUUACUAGCAUGAGCUUUUGUGAUCUUGCUGAACACUACUAUUUGCAAAAGAGCAAUUAAAACAGAUGACGAUCUGCUAAUCAUGCACAGUUCUAUUUAGAAAUGGAGCAGUAUUUUCCCAGUUCAUGUUUUUAUUCUAUGUAGAAGUUUGUAAAUUUGAGUUAUUUUACUAUAGAUCAACAAUUUUCAGGAGGCUAAAAAGAUACUCCAGCAUUUUAAACAAUUUUAGAGAAUAGCUUGUGUAUGUGUAAUGUAUGCUUGUGUGCAUACAUCUAUGUUUGUGUGAAUAAUGUAUUUGUUUUACAUUAAAUGUUUUAUAUACAGAUAGAUAAAUUCUGUAUUCACUAACGAUAGAAAAUAAUGUGAAGUAUGUUUAUAACAAGAUUUGGAGGCAGGAAGGAGAGCCACGCCCAUGAGGCAAGAUUUAGGAGUAAAAGUAGUGGCAUUUUUACACAGUUACUUAGCAUUAGGUUGCAUGUUUUCUGUUAACUUAGUACUAUUGUGACUUGUAGAUUUUGCUUUUGAUUUUAGCCCUGAAAUCAAGAAGGGCUAUCAGUAAGACUUCUCUGGCAUUCUGAUAGGAACACUGGCUACACCUAGAGGAAAAAUGUUUGAGGUGACUUUGACAACAACAUUGAGAGGUUCCAGUAAUUUCAGAAGAACCCUUGAACAAUGAGAAUUGAGAUGGAAAUGGUUUGGAAGAAGGAAACAGCAGUCUGUUAAAAGAAAAGGGACAACGAUCAGAUAGAAGCUCUGUGUUUGGUCCCCCCAUAACGGUGUGAGAUAAUCAUUCCUCUUCAGAGCUGUGAGCUACCUAUUUUUCCUUCUGUAGUUUGAAGUCAUGUUUCUUAUGGUCGGUGCUAUUUAACUGUUGUAAAUUCAUGAGUGGCUACACAUAGGAGCAUGCUAGAAAAAAGAAAAAACCUAAAUAAAUGACUUGUCUUUUUUCUUCUCCCAAACUCAUGGUUCUUAUGAAAGCAUUGUGAACAGUUCUACAGAUAUUGUGACUUUCUCAGUUGUUGGCGCUAAAAGUGUCGCCUUCUAUAAAGAAGCACCUCAUUUUUCAUAAUCUUGAAAAAAAAAAAAAGGAAAUAUUUUACAAUUCUUAGAAAAUUUGCAAUUCUUACUGACUUAGUCAUCAAGGUACUUUAUCUACGUCAUAAUGUGGCAGGAUAAUUUUUGAGGUUGUCAUGUCUAAUGCUUACUACAUUCUCCCAUAUGCUAAGGAAAUCAGUGAAACAAGUAAAUAUAUAUAAUGUAUAUAUAGUAUAUAUUAUAUCUGCUUCAUAAGCCUAGCGAUUAUAUUAGAUGAGCUGCUGAGUUCCUAUACAGCAUUUUAAGUCCAUUAUGAGUACAGAUGAUGCAGUUUUAAUGGUCCUUCAUAUAGUUAAAAGAGGAACAAGAAGAUUUAUGUUUAUUAUGUGUAUCCAUCAUAAAUGUUGGUAAGUUCUGUAAGCAACUAUCAUCUUAUUUUGCAAGAGAGAUGCUUUGUAAAGCUACCCGUUUCUAUUAUUGUUUUGUUUAUACCUACAUAAUACAGAAUCUGAUAGUGUCUUCCAUUAAUAACGAAAAAUCUCCUAUUGACUGCCUAUCUUCUGUCAUUGCCAGACAGGGUCCUUAAGCAGUGCAAAAUACAACUGAAUCUUAAAAUGUAUUAGUGUUGUCUACAGAUUGUUGACUUCUACAAGAACUUAGCUUCAUAUAACCCCAUUUCUGUGUCAGGCUGGAGGCUGGUCACCAGCAGUGUCCCUCGGGGGUCAGUCCCUCAGGGACUGAUGCUCUUCAACAUCUUUACAAAUGACAUAGGUGAUGGCAUCGAGUGCACCCUCAGCAAGUUUGCGGAUGACACCAAGCUGAGCAGUGCAGUCGAUAUGUUAGAAGAAAGGGAAGCCACUCAGAGGGAGCUGGACAGGCUGGAGAAGUGGGCCCAUGAAAACCUGAUGAGGUUCAGUAAGGCCAAGUGCAGGGUGCUGCACUUGGG
Gallus gallus (chicken) is the source of this 19974-nucleotide messenger RNA. RefSeq names its product dachshund family transcription factor 1 (gene DACH1). Lineage: Eukaryota; Metazoa; Chordata; Aves; Galliformes; Phasianidae. The transcript is spliced from 13 exons. Bases 515 to 2641 code for a protein of 708 amino acids. The record is from RefSeq and is a predicted model, not a curated record.